Molecule: messenger RNA, 3573 nt
Organism: Micropterus dolomieu (smallmouth bass)
Lineage: Eukaryota; Metazoa; Chordata; Actinopteri; Centrarchiformes; Centrarchidae
Gene: batf2
Product: basic leucine zipper ATF-like transcription factor 2
Exons: 3
Coding region: 388-1725 (445 amino acids)
Biological process (GO): regulation of transcription by RNA polymerase II
Cellular component (GO): nucleus
Molecular function (GO): RNA polymerase II cis-regulatory region sequence-specific DNA binding; DNA-binding transcription factor activity, RNA polymerase II-specific
Source: RefSeq, a predicted model, not a curated record
CAAUCACGUUGCAUCAUCGGCUGUCUAGUGCCAAACCCCCUGCGCUCAAAAGCCAUCAGACACGCCGUCUGGGCGCCUCACUCCGUGCUACACAUUUACAGACACAAUAAGUCACCAAGCAAACAUCAGACAUUAGUUUGCACCACGGAAAUACUGCAUUGCCUAUUUAGUAGCCUGCACUCAUAUUUUUUUUUCAUUCAACGUUUUACUCCGAGGUGCAGAGAGGCGCGCCGGUUGUGCGCAAACUCCAGCGAUUGAAUGGUUGAAUCUGUUUCACAUGCGGGCACGCUGCACGGAUGAUACAGGCUGGGUGAAUAUUUAUCCGGCCGGUGGACAGUCGAGCAGUCGGACAACCGGCUACCCAGUCUGCUGCGGGGUUGGGGAGAGAUGUCCCCGUUAUUCAUGGACACGAUGUACCAGCCCAACAGCCCCGGAUCACCGUCAGCUGAGGAGAGCCACAGCAACACGGCUGGAUCGGAGAGGGAAGGAGAGGGACAACAGGUGAAAAAGAGGGGGACAAAAAGACGAGACAAGAACAGAGAUGCUGCGAGGAAGAGCCGCAGAAAACAAACAGAGAGAGCGGACGAACUUCAUGAUGAGCUCCAGAGCCUGGAGCGAUCAAACUCAGCCCUUCAAAAGGAGAUUGCCUCGUUGAAAAAAGACCUCCACCUCUACACUACGGCUCUGGAGCGCCACAAGCCUUUCUGCAGCCUCAGAGCCUCCGAAUCCAGCUCCAUCUUAACAACAGUCCUCCCAGUGUCCCCCUCAGCUGACUGUCAGACCUGCUCCAGUCCUCCUAAAGUCCCUCCCCGGGCCUCAAGCUCCACUUUGGUUGCUGGCCCUUCACUCUCUACCUCGUUUACCUCCAGCUUGGAGCUUCAAACCCCUGACUGUGUUGAAAGCCCUCGUCUCUCACCUUCAGCUCCUGCUCCAACAACUACAACAUUAGCCUCAUCCACCAGCUCGCCAGCUGAACUCUUCACUUCCUCCAGUUCUGUAACUGUUCCCUAUUCUGCCUCUUUCUCCACAGUCCCGGCCCCUCACUCUUUGUUUAGCGAAGAUGCUCCUUCUCUAAUAACAUCAAGGCUGACAAAUCCUAUGCAUUUCUGCACCAGCCUUGUUUCAAGCCCUGUACCCUCCAGCUCGCUCACCACAGCUGCUCAGCCUCAGUCUGGGCGGGGCACCGUCCACAACAGUCCUUCAGUGACAGCAAAUGCGGGUUUUUCUACACUUCAUCCUGGCGCCCUGGAUGCCUUUCUAAUGAAACAAGCCUCUUUUCCAACUGCUCCUUCUAAUGUAGUGCCCCCUUACUCUCAUUCACAGGAUGUGGGUCUAGUAGUGCAAGCCUGUUCCACGAAUGUGUCCCAGCUUCAUCCAAGUCAGUUUAGCGGCAAUCCAAUCAGUUCAAGUCAGCCAUGUUCUCUUUUACCGCCGACUUUUCAAGAUCCUGCUCUUCAGUCCUUCUUAGCGUCCCCUCAACCAAACCCAGAACUGUCUCCUGCCUCUGCUUUUGCCUUAAAUACAAGUUACAGUCCACACGUCUCACCAGCGUCUCUGCUGUCCCUGCUCACCGUCCCGAGUCCCCUUAGUGUGUCUCAGGCUAGCUCCAGCAGCUUUGACGGGCCUCUCUCUCAACCACUACCCUCUCUGCCCCCACUGGAGGAUCCCCCAAGGGAUCUCUCCCUCUCUGAGCUCCUGGAGAUCAAUGAUUGGAUACUACAGUAAGUGGGACUAGUAACCAGUGGCACGUAGGCAAGUAAGAGCAGUUUCCAUGUGCCAAAAUCGACAUUUAAUUGAUAUCUUUCUGUAACAGUUUAAUCAAACUGGAUUAUAUAAACCAGCUUGGACAAUGGCCAUUCAACUGAGGUACCAAAUCACAGCACAGAGACAUCUGAUGAUUGAAAUCUCAGUCUUCUUCUGAAAGAACUACAGCCCAGCUUAUUAGAAGGGAAAAUAUGCAGGCCGAGUACAAUAGUAAAAUGCAAGACUUUAUGAGUAAACCCAGACAUCUGGCAUCUGAAUGGAAACAUUGACAUCAGAGAGUGAACCAAAGCAGCAAGCAAAUGUCUGGCCUGUUGCUCACAUUCAGCUUUCCUAACGGAGGUUUCAGAGACUGGAGUCCGGUUUUUCUUUACUCCUAUAGCUGCUUGAAUCUCUAACUUUGCUGCAUAACAGCUCAAAACGCUGUGCACUAAAUUAGCCACAUGUGGGUCCAUGGUUUCUAAGCCCUUGUAGGUGAAAUAUAAAUUAACAAUUAAAUAAAAGUGUACAGUUAUUUUUAUUUUUGAAUAAAUCACAGUUAGGCAUUAUCUUUUCCUAAAUCCACAGACGAGACACUGAAAAACUCAACAUUCGAAGUGGUAAUUUUAGAUAGGGUGGAGUUCUCACUUCCUUGUAACUUCAGGGAAAUUUCAUUAGGAGAAAUUUCCAUCUGUGCCUGCAGCUGCAGUGUGAACAUAUGAAUUGCCAAAGUUAACCGCACAGCCCUGGCCUAGCUGCAUAUUACAUCAUAUUACAUUACAGGCAUUUUGAUUUAACUCGAUGAAACUUUAUUCUUUAUGGUUUCUUUUCUUUUUACCUUGUUUAAAGCACAUUAUCAAACACACAUAUUUUGCUGCUACUGAUUUAUUUACUGAUAUGAAAUUUAUUUAUGUAUUGCAAUAUUUGAAUCCAAGAAAAAAAGUCAAUCAAUUUGCUGAGAUUUCUUUUUGAUUUUUAAAAGCUACAAUUUAUUUUUAUACAUUUCUUAUGAUUGAAGAUUUAUCUAUUUUCUUUUUAAUAAUUUCUUCUGUUUUCUUCAUUCGUUAAUUAAUUAAUUUCUGCCUUUUACCAGACUUUGCUUGCAGGGGUGGAUUAUUAACCAGACAAAGUGCCCAGGGCCCCAACCCUUAGGGGCCCCAGUGUCCCCAUAUUAAAUGUGUGAUGGAUUGAGGUAAUUGAAAUGAUUGCAACUAAUAAAUAGUGGGGGUAUCUGUAAUAUUUAUCUGUCUUGGGCCAUCUAGUGGUAAAAUCCUGCCAUGAGCAAUUUAUUUGUGAGCUCAAGACCCUCCAGACAAAUGUAUGCAUGACAUCACAUAUUUUUGAAUUGGCUUGUAAUAAUGUAAAAACUUGAGUUUCACCAGUGUGUUUUACAAACUAAGCUAUUUGAACACUGACGACGGGGAGAAGCAGUGAACAGCAGGAUGAGCUUUUUGAAGGAUGAUGAUGGUGACAGGGUCAUCGAGUCAGAAACAGAUCAAGUGGCCCAUUGACACCCCUCACCGCUGUGGCUCUAGACAAUGGUUGUAUAAUUAAAAAUUCACUUUUUUGUGCUUAUUUCACGUGAAUCAAAUGAGAGAAAUAACGUGAUUUUCCCAUUUGACUUCCUUGUCAUGCAUCUGACAACACGAGAACCAUGUGGCUGCUCAAACCUGUUCUAUGGGAGCUACUGCAGUAAAGGAAAUUAAUAGUGACGAUUUUGGUUUUUCAAAGGAUGAUUUACAUAGAUUAUUCUGCUUUACAAACAAUAUAUCUGUAGAUAUGGCCUAGUUGUGGCUUUUGUAUUUUGUAUUUAUCAUAAAUUAGAUUAAUAUA